Molecule: messenger RNA, 3507 nt
Organism: Ostreococcus tauri
Lineage: Eukaryota; Viridiplantae; Chlorophyta; Mamiellophyceae; Mamiellales; Bathycoccaceae
Product: Patatin/Phospholipase A2-related
Exons: 7
Coding region: 1-3507 (1168 amino acids)
Biological process (GO): fatty acid metabolic process
Cellular component (GO): membrane
Molecular function (GO): glycerophospholipase activity; protein binding
Source: RefSeq, a predicted model, not a curated record
AUGUUCUCAUUCUCGUCCUACGGCGCGAGCGCGGAGACGUACGCGAUCGAUCUCACCUACGCCGGCGUCGUGAGGGACGGAGACGACGGGAGGAACGAACGACGGGUCGAGGUCGCCACCACGCUGACGUUCGAGGCGAAAGAUGAUCCCGAGGAAGUCAUAGACCGAGUGGUGAAGCAGCGACAGGAGCUACCGUACGACACGGACGAACGCUACGUGGGGUGUAAAGUGGUGUGCGGCACGACGAACGUAGCGGUGACGCUGACGGUGGAGAAGUUUCAAAUCAAACCCAUCGCGUGCGCGGUGAGCGCAAACGGCAAGGCGACGUCCCGGCGAGCGCAUCCGACGCUCACGGCGGUGCUUAGGCACUGUCACCUCGGAUCUCUUCGGAAACUGGCGGUUCGAGACGGUUUGUUUUUCGCGGUCGUCGAGGCGAGGGAUAAGUGGGCGUCCGUACGCGAACUGGACGCGUCCAGUAACGGGUUGGAGACCGUGCCAAAGGAGGUGUUCACACGCUUCCCAUACGUCGAGCUGCUCAAGCUAGACGAGAACAAGUUGGCUAGCUUACCCGCUCUGAACUCGCUGUCACUUCUGAAAGAGUUAUACGCCAACGGGAACGCAAUCUCGACGGUUCCCGUCGAUCUCGUGGAGGGCGUCGACUUGGAGGUGUUGUCUCUCGAGUUUAACCGUCUGAACAAGCUGCACAUCAAACUGAAGGACUUGUCAAAGCUACGAGUGCUACGAGUGCUCGAGAAUCCGAUCGAGACCCUGCCUCGAUUAAAUAAAGGGCGCAAUCAACAGUGUCUGUCGCUGGCGAAUGUGCAAAUCAACAGAGAUCCAGCCUCUGGCAGUGUUAGUGUCUCGGUCCGCGAGACGAGCUCUUCAUACUUCUCAAGCAUCUACGGCGGCAGCAAGAACGUGAAGAACAAGGUGUACAACCACUUUUUAAACUUAAUCUUCCGUAGUGAAGAGUUUUCUAAUACAUUUCUCAUCGCAGCGAUCGCCGAGAUCGCUGCGAAUGGGCGAGAAAAUUGUGAGGCCAUCAUGGGUGCCGAAGGAGGGUUGCGUCAGCUCUUAAAUGCGCUGAAUUCAACGAAUAGAUCGUUAGUGCAAGAAUCGUCGCGUGUAUUGGCGCACAUAUGCCGUGUGCCUGAGCUCGCACGUUCUCCCGGGGGGGGAGAAAUUCAAGAAGAGUUGAAGAGUUUAAUUCAGGAUCCCAACGAAUUCCGAAAUAAAUGUGGUUUGACUAUUUUGAAUGGUUUAGUGAGCUCUUCGCAUGAAAUUUCAAGAGAGUGUUACACAGAAGAAUUAAUUGAGCGACUCGCGGCUUUGGCGGGGGUGGUUGAUGACAGUAUGCGGCUGCUAGCGCUCAAAGCGAUUGGGACUUUCGCGUUCGAGGAACACAACAGGCAGUUGAUAUUAAAGAAUCGAAGCGUGCACGCGAUCUUGGUCAUGUUCGCGCUGAAACCGGAAUUGAAAGCUGCAAGCGUUGCCGUGAGGAGGGAAGCGAUCAGAGUACUCGCCAUUUUGGGGGAGAACGAGCUCGUGCGCCAGGGUACUCGCAGACCCGAGAUCAGCGGGCGUGGUGUGCGCAUUCUCGCGUUGGAUGGUGGCGGUAUUCGCGGUCGAGCGACGCUUCAGAUGCUGAAAAGAAUCGAGCAAGGAACUGGUCGCCCCAUUCACGAAUUAUUUGAUUUAGUCAUCGGGACGUCCACUGGCGCUAUUUUGGCCACCGCUUCUUGCGUGAAGAAGUACUCCCUCGAUCACUGCGAUGAAAUUUAUCGGAAAUUAGGUCGUAAAAUCUUCAGCCAGACGACGCACGACGAGGACACGGCCGGGGCGAACUCAUGGCUUGGGAGCGUCGGGUCCAUGUACACGAGUGGGAAGCAGCAGUUGCUCGCCACGACUCUGUAUAGUAGCAAGCAUGACAGGAGUACUUUCGAAACGCUUGUGAGACAGGAGAGCAAGGUUGAGAACGAAGACGUGGCGUGGAUCGACACCGCUACGCUCGGUGGACCAAAAGUGUGUUGUGUCUCCACGAUGACAAGUCAGACUCCAGCGGCGCCGUUCUUGUUCAGGAACUACAACUACCCAGUCAGCACCUGCAGUGAACAGCAGCAAACUCAGUUUGGCAGCUGCGAACACUUGUUGUGGCAAGGUGUCUGUGCGUCUGCGGCCGCACCGUACUAUCUGUAUGUCGAUCAGUUCCAAAUAGGGUCGGGGCGAUGGAUUGAUGGAGCUAUGACUUGCAACAACCCGGCGAUGCUGGGUAUGCAGGAGGCUCGCAGACUGUGGCCUGAUAAGAACAUAGACUGCCUAGUGUCCAUCGGAAGUGGGAUUUUCCCUGCUUACGAUCGCGAAACUUCUAUAUCUCUCGUUGCUUUGGCCAAGGACGUUUUGUUCGAGAGUGCAUGCGAUACUGAGCGCGUUCACGAAUACAUGGAGUUGGCGUUGGGGCUCAUUCCAGGCGCCAGGUAUUUCCGGUUCAACCCGGUUGACCCGCGCUGUAAGGUAGAAGUCGAUGAAACCGACGCUGGUGCUCUGCAAGCGUUGAUUGACGCGACGAGAGAUUACAUAUCCGCGGAAGCAGAUAUGUUUGACGAUGUUUGCGAUGUACUUGGAGUUGUGGAUGGUGAGAUUGACGCUGUUACAUCAAAACUUCUGGACACAGAGAUUGGUGGUGCACGGAGUGUAGUAAUGGUCGAAUCACCUCGCUACGAAGAUGAACUUUCAGAGUGUGGUGCGACCGUCAGAAAUUUCUGCAACUUGCGAUCGAUAUCGAUGAAUACCGUCAACUUGUUCUCGAAGGAAAAUGUUAGUCCAGGCGCAGCUAUGUUUGAUCUGAACACCUCAACGCAUUUGUCCACAGCUGCAGUCAUUCAUUUCAACUGCCAUACCGACUCUGAUGGUUUAAUUCUUGCUUGGCAAAAGGAUAUGAUGGCAAUUGCAGAGCCUAGCUCUGUCGCUGAGCUUUUCUUGAGCGCUUCGGGAAGCAAAUACCGGACGAUUGGGGAACACUACGAGGCAGAGUCCCACGCAGAGGUGCAAGGAAUCUUGCACACGCUAGCAGGAAAGCACGUACAAAAGACCGACACCGGCGAGUCGACGACCGCGUACUUGUUUCAGCGCACUAUACCGAUGGAUUAUUUGGACGCCUCAACGAGUCGUGAGCUUUUCGGAGUGUGGCGUGGAAAAAUUAUUGUUUCGCAGUGCACCCCUCCGUUCCAACUCGUCGAGGCGUGGCUAGAGGCUGGAGCAAAAUGUGUCGUCGCACCCUGCGAGCUAGGCGUUCAGGCAAAUAUUGCGCGUGUACACGCUGAUUUUAUUGCUGCGUUUUAUCACGCACUCUUCGUCGUCGGUGCUGAUGCCACUGCAGCACUCACUGCAGCUACGAUUGUUCAACCAGCAUGUUCACAUUUCCGGUGUCACAUCCUUGUUGAAGGCGAGGUGGUGACGCUCUGCCCUGACGAAGAUUACGAACUCGAAGUGGACACGCACGUACACUAG